GGCGGCUGCGGAGGAACUCGACUCGCAGCGUCCGUGCUCCCACUCCAGCUGAAGCCGAAGCUGCAGCCCGCUCCGGGCCGGGGCCAUGGGCGCCCUGCGCCGCUCGGGUCAUGAGGACGGAGGCGGAGGCAGCGGGGUCGCCGCUGGAGCCGGGAGACUUUGUGCAGCUGCCUGUGCCCAUUAUCCAGCAGCUCUACCACUGGGACUGUGGCCUGGCCUGCUCCAGGAUGGUGCUGCGGUACCUGGGCCAGCUGGACGAUGGUGAGUUUGAGAAUGCCUUACAGGAGCUGCAGCUGACCAGGAGCAUCUGGACCAUCGACCUGGCCUACCUGAUGCGCCACUUUGGCGUGAGGCACCGCUUCUGUACCCAGACCUUGGGCGUUGACAAAGGUUACAAGAACCAGUCCUUCUACAGGAAGCACUUUGAUACAGAGGAGACCCGGGUGAAUCAGCUGUUUGCACAAGCCAAAGCCUGCAAGGUGCUGGUGGAAAAAUGCACGGUGAGCGUGCAGGACAUCCAGGCGCACCUGGCGCAGGGCCAUGUGGCCAUCGUGCUGGUGAACUCGGGGGUGCUGCACUGUGACCUGUGCUCCAGCCCCGUCAAGUACUGCUGCUUCGCCCCCAGUGGCCACCGCUGCUUCUGCCGCACCCCUGACUACCAGGGCCACUUCAUCGUGCUGCGCGGCUACAACCGGGCCACCGGCUGCAUCUUCUACAACAACCCAGCCUAUGCUGACCCAGGAAUGUGCAGCACCAGCAUCAGUAACUUUGAGGAGGCCAGAACCAGCUACGGCACGGACGAGGACAUCCUCUUUGUCUACUUGGACAGCUGACAGCAGCAACCUGGUGUGGCCAGGCCCUCGGACCCCAACCCCACCCUAUCCUACCCCACCCCCAGCAAGCCCACUCAGGAUGCCCUGGCCCAGGCCUGGGGCUGCUGGUGCUGGGAUGCAGAGCUGCAGCCUCAGCCUGUCUGACAAAACCCCAGGGAACUCUGAGAGACUGUGGCACAGCUGCUGCAUCCACCAGUGCUGUGUGUUGUCAUGCCGCUUACCCCAGAGUGCCUGCUGGUUGCUGGAGGCAUCCCCAGAGCAUCCAAAGGGAGUCUUCCCUAGGACCCCAAGCCUGACUCCAACUGUGCCCAGGGGAAUUUCAGCCCCGAGGGUGCCCUUGUUGCCUUUGAGCUGGACCCAAGGUGAGGGGAGAAGCCUGAGCUGGUCUCCUCACAGACCUUGCGACUGAGUCCUGGAGAGAGAGGUUGUUUGACCCAGUGUCACUUGGCAGGACAGCAUCUGCUUGUUUGGAUACAGCAUAGCCAAACUCAAACCUCUGUGGGCUGCUCCAAGCCCCUCUCUUCUGGGAGUUCUGUAGACGCCCCUAUGCCCCGUGGGGGAUGCUACCACCACCUCCUGCCUCCCACUGGGCCCAGGUUUCUGUGGCUGGAUUUUGAGGGCUCUGACCUCUGCCACGUGGCAUGGACACACCUCACAGCCACUCCACCCUGAAGAGCCCUGGCUCCUGGGGACUCUGAGGUUUCUGGAAACCCUCCAGGUACUCCAGCUCUGUAGGGGAAGGGCCCUUGGGGCAUGGGGUGGGCCCAAGCUCUGUUGGUAUGCUCUAGGAAUAAAAAGCUGCCCAGGCCCCAAGGAGCCCCUACACCCAUGAGGCCUUCUGACACCAGCCUAACUCCAGACAGUGAGACCCAUCCUCAGAGUGUGGGGAGCCCCAAGUCUCUCGACACUGGGUGCUAGGACGUGCACUCCUGAAGGAAAGGCAGGGGACAGCCUGUGGUCUCCUGCCUACCCUGGUCCUCAUGUCAGGACCUUUUGCACAGAACACUGGGUCUCUUCUGUCUUGAUCAAGAAAGGUGGUGCCCACCCAGGAUCACACAACACAGCAAGUAGCAGAGACUGGAGUUAUUUCCUUCCUCUUUUUUUUUUUUUAGUUGGGUGAGAGGUAUUUGUUUUUUUGAGAUUUAAGUUUCUAUUCUAUUUUUUUUUUUUUUUUUAAAGAUGACCGGUAAGGGGAUCUUAACCCUCGACUUGGUGUUGUCAGCACCACGCUCAGCCAGUGAGCGAACCGGCCAUCCGUAUAUGGGAUCCGAACCCGGGGCCUUGGUGUUAUCAGCACCGCACUCUACCGAGUGAGCCACGGGCCGGCCCUCUAUUCUAUUUUUGACAGGUGAGAAUCACCUUCAAGUGAAACAAUAAUAGUGAGAUUGCAGGUACUUUGGAACCACUAACGCCUCUUUUCACAGGGCAGUUAAGCCAGCCCGAGUUCUUUUUCAAAGAGAAAGGGACUCGGCUGCAGUCUGAGUGCCAGACCCUUCACCUUAUAGACGAGGAAGCCGGCCUAGGCUGGGGUGAGUCUGCCCAGGACAGUGGUGGAGCUGGGUCUAGAACCUAGGUCUACACCUAAAAAAUAAGGGAAAUAGAUUAUUCCCAAAGGGGCUGGGGAUACCCACCCCAUAUGGGCUAUCUUUGGCAAAGGCACAGGGGGAACCCCAACAGCGACACCAUGCCUGAACUUCUGGGUCUUGGUCUUCCAGUGCCCAAGACAUGGCAUAGCGGCAGCUGCUGCCCCUCCCCACCAGCUGGCCCCUCCCCCAGCAUGGUGGCUGUGAAAGACAGAGGUGGGCUCUGCUUAUGAGGUUUGUCAGGCCACCCAACCACAUUGUUCCUGAACACCAGAUGCAGCCUUUGGCUGAGGGAGAGGCGCAGUUAGGUGGGCUGCCACCCUGGGUCUCAGAGACUAGUGUUGGCUCUAGACUGGUCUCAUCUCCAUUGCCUUAAUGCUGGGUGGCCUAAGAUCCCAGGGAGUUCUGGCUGCAAGCGAGGAGUACCACACGUGGCAGCUGUGGGGUGUGGGCAUCCUCAGGAGAGGUUCAGGUAAAAUUGUGACAAUAGCUGUAUGAGAGAAACUGAGGGGAGGAAGUGAAGCUUUCAAGAUGGCUACAUGUGAAUGAGACAAUACACACACUGUGGGGGCUGUCAUGAGGAGUGACCCCUUCGGAGACUGGUCGGAGCACCUUAGUCCAGUCAGGACAGUUAGAAACACUCAGUCCCAGGGCUCGGGGAAUGGCUGCUCAGGGCAAGCCACAAAUUAGAGGUCACCUGUCUGUAAGAUUAGUGAGAAGGCUACCUGCCCCCAAGACCCAUCUGCCUAGGGAGAGUCACGGAGGCAGGACACAAGCAACACUUGCAUUCUUGCACAAGUCAUGAAAAUGGGCUGGAGAAAGAGGCUGGACAUUAGGGACUUCUGCCUACAGCAUGUGGCACCCACGACUUCCCAGCCUGUCCACAUGCUGGGGCUCAGAACAGCCUCUGAAGCCACGCAAGACAGCUGGCUUUGUUCACUCUAGCCACAGGGGGAUGAAAGGGAUCUUUUGCAUUGCAGAGAUUUUAUACAUAAAUAUAUUUUGUUUGUAAUGAGCCAUUCUCAAUAAACGUUCUCACUGUAAAA
This is a messenger RNA of Cynocephalus volans (Philippine flying lemur), 3462 nucleotides long. It is a transcript of the gene GUCD1, whose product is annotated as guanylyl cyclase domain containing 1. Lineage: Eukaryota; Metazoa; Chordata; Mammalia; Dermoptera; Cynocephalidae. The coding region runs from base 111 to 833 and encodes 240 amino acids. The transcript is spliced from 6 exons. The record is from RefSeq and is a predicted model, not a curated record.